AUGCGAUGGGUACGAGCUAAGAGGAUUCUUCUGAGGCCCUUUGAGAACCUUUCUUCCCUGGAGAGAUUUGUUCAGAUAGUGCGACUUGGAUCCACUAUGCUGAUCGUUAUUGUGGGCAUAGUGAUAACUGCAGGACCUCGAACAUUACCCACGAAACUAUACAUGUCGAAGUUGAAUACGUAUACGGCAGACAUCUCUAAUGGUAUAUUUGAGGCUCUUGAGAGUUCUAUCGAGUCUUCGGGUUCGACGGGUAUAAAUAAUGGUGUUGGUCUUACGACAUCGGAAAUUCUCAUAUUGACUUCUUACAUUUCGUCACAAUUAACUGAUAUUCCCGAGUUCGUCAUUGCUACAUUGUAUCAACAGUGUAGAGGUACUUCAGAUUAUGAGGAAGUGAUAUUUCCGAAUGGGUAUAUGGAAACGAUAAGGAAUUCAACGAUCAGCGUUUCUUGUUCUAGUCCCUCGUUUUCCUUUAUUUUUGAUUAUAGAGACCUAUUAGAAGUUCUAGGAUUGAAUAUUGUCUUAGAGUAUGCAUAUGGUACUGCUGCGGCAUCAGAAGACUAUCAGCGAUACAUUUCGAAGCGCAGAAACUUGAAAGUUGACAUUUUACGACUGCUAUAUUUUGUAAUAGGAUUGGAGUUCCUAAACCUAAAUCUCAUGAUCUGGUAUUAUUCCAUCAAAGGUCGAUUCAUCAAUAUAAUGACCGAAACAGUACUGUUACAUUUGAUGUCAUUUUUAGCGCUGGUUGGCUUCAUUUGUGGACUAAUUUGUAUAAUUUCCCUGACGUGGAUCAAUCUUUCUUUACAAGACAAAGUUAAAAAUGAAUUACAAGCUUUUGGGUUUUCGUACCAUCUAGGCUCAGCCUGGUUCGUUUGUGUAUGGCUUCUAGUAGGGUUACUGGCGGUAUCGUGUCUAAUCUGUACUGGUUUAGAAUGGUGUAUCGCAGAGGUAGAUGAUGAGCCAGAAACUGGUAACGAACAAAUCCUGGGGAGUUACAAAUCGGGAUUCUUCACAAACCCCAUCGUUGAUGAAGAUGAACGUGAAAUAGACGAAGAAGAAGUACCAGAUGAAGAUAUCCCAGAUGAAGAGUUCGAGUUACAUAGUCUGAUAUCUGCCACGGUCAACGAGCCUGAAGAUUACGAUUCAGACAUCAAUUUGCAAAAGCCAAUUGUGCCAUCCUCUACCAUGCAUUUCUAA
Messenger RNA from Kazachstania africana CBS 2517, 1194 nucleotides. It is a transcript of the gene ECM7, whose product is annotated as Ecm7p. Gene Ontology annotation, cellular component: plasma membrane; cell cortex of cell tip. The transcript has a single exon. The record is from RefSeq and is a predicted model, not a curated record. The coding region runs from base 1 to 1194 and encodes 397 amino acids. NCBI's taxonomy places the organism in Eukaryota, Fungi, Ascomycota, Saccharomycetes, Saccharomycetales, Saccharomycetaceae. Gene Ontology annotation, biological process: fungal-type cell wall organization.